Messenger RNA from Musca domestica (house fly), 2171 nucleotides. RefSeq names its product DET1 homolog. Gene Ontology annotation, biological process: positive regulation of proteasomal ubiquitin-dependent protein catabolic process; protein ubiquitination. The transcript is spliced from 3 exons. Gene Ontology annotation, molecular function: ubiquitin-like ligase-substrate adaptor activity; ubiquitin protein ligase binding. Lineage: Eukaryota; Metazoa; Arthropoda; Insecta; Diptera; Muscidae. The record is from RefSeq and is a predicted model, not a curated record. Gene Ontology annotation, cellular component: cullin-RING ubiquitin ligase complex; nucleus. The coding region runs from base 113 to 1783 and encodes 556 amino acids.
UUUUGCUUCCACUUUCUAAACAAUUUGGUUUUUCCUUCCUUCCAUUUGCUGAGUCUUUUUCCACUUUCCACACUUUCUAAUUUCGCGCUCAUGAGCUGCUUCCCCACCUUUAAUGUUUACCAAAAACUCACAAAACCUACAACACCACCUGUGGGCCAGAGAGACGAAUUGGCGAUUUGGUCAUCAUCCGGUAGCACAGCCUGCUCAUUAUUACAAAAGGAACUUUUAUAAAAGCAUUACACCCCGCCUAACCAUACAAAAUGUGGAUAAACCACUGGCAUUUUUGCGGAAAUUUACUCCAGAUGGUAGUAUGCUGUUGGCUUUUGCGUAUGAGCAACGUGCAUUGGAAGUAUAUCAGUACCAAGGUGUUGGCAGGGUUGCACACCUUUUGAGUUCCCAGAAAAGCGAAUGUAUAACGGCGGCGGAUCACUCUUUGGAUUCACUACAUAUACGGCAGCAAUUGUUCAAUGCCCUUUUUAAGAAGAAAUACACAAUCCAAUUGAUAAAUGCUUCGUGGUCCACGCGGCAUGUUUUGGAUCGAGAAUUUAGUAUAUUUCUUGAAAAUGGCCGUUAUGUACUGUUGGUGUCUGUGGCCGGUGGCGCUAUUCUUCCCAGUUAUCAAGCCUAUCAGGAAUAUCCUGAUCUAUUUGAUGAUGCCAAUUUGUAUGACUACACGUUUCAUUUGGUCGACUUACACAAGGGAUGUAUUUCUGACACGUUGCGUAUGGAACAUGAUUUCAUUGUGUUGUCCCACAAUCAUAGUGUCUCGGUAUAUGGACGUACGAUAGCUAUUUUAUCUACAUACCGACAAUGUAUAGAACUUUUGGAGCUGGAUAUGGAGGGGAAACUGCAACGUUUAUACACUGUGGGUCCAUAUGGCAGUAAUUUAGAUCGUGAUCAAAUAUUAGCCCAUCAACAAAUGACAACUUCCACACUGGAUCACACACACAGUGUACCGUUGUCACAUUUCAAGCAGAAAAUCUUGGCAUUUAUUUACAAUUGGGCUUUGGAGGCGCCGACGGAAUGUGAGCGCAAAGAGAAGCUAAAGUUUUUCUAUAAAAAUUUUGGAUUGGUCGAACGCAUGCUUAUAAUGAAAAUGCAGUUGAUCGAUAGUGAGCAUAUAUUGAUGCGUUAUGAAAAACGACAAUCUCAAAUGCCCUUGGAAAUGCUGGAAGGCACGGUGGAUUCUGUUACAAAGAAUUUUAAAUUGUAUGUCUUCUACAAUAUCACGGAGCAGAAGGUAUUAACAAUCUUUGGUCAAAAUUCUGUAAACAUGCUUUUAAUGUUGCGGAAUUUUUGUGACGAAUUUCGCAAUGUACGAUCUUUGUACUCUUGGCAUGCAUCAUCACCCAGUAAUAAUGUUUACUUUCGCGAAUCGUUUGACAACGAUUUGAAAUCAUUUCCCGGUGGCAUAAGAGAAGCAGCAGCUCGUGCUAAUCCCACGCUUCCCAUUAGUGCACAAAAUUUCUCAGCCAUCCCUUAUUUAGAUUACUCGCUCUUCAAUUAUGAUCAUCGUUUUAUAUCUGCACUAGAGAGACCUCGUCUAAUUGGCAUGGAACCAAUACGAUUUCGUGAUCGUAUUACCAAUAUACUUAAGUUCCGUGUCCAUUUGGAACAUUCCUCUGACACAUGGCAAGAGUAUGGAAUGGGAAAUAAUCCACGGGAUUUGGUAACAUUCAUAUUUCAUCCCUAUGAACCAUUCUUCAUAAGUAUACAGAAGUUUAUAUCACGUUAUGUAUUAAAUUUCCAUAUUUACAAUACCAAUACAAAAGUUGAACCGUAAAUCGAUAAAUGUAGUCAUAAGAGCACAAAAUUGAAGCAGGAACUAGAAGUUAACAACCAAUUUAUUUUUUAAAGUAUUUACAUAAUGCCUGUGUUAUGAGUUGAAAACUCGCAUUUUUAAAUAAAAGUGUGAAAAUGUUGCUAGUAUAUUUAUAUUGGAUUUGAUCGAGGGUUUGUUGAACAGAAAGAAGGUCCAAUUUUAAUAUAAGGAGUUUUUGAUUGUAUCUUGAUCUUUGACAUUUUUUUCUACUUAUAACACUACUAUCAUGGACGAUGUGAAAAGAUAUACUCUUAUUCUAUAUUUUUAUAUACAAUAUGAUCUGCAGGUCUUCAAUUGAUAAGAAAACAUUAUCAAUAAUAAUAAAGCAAUUUUCGUAUUUUCAUUAAAA